Molecule: messenger RNA, 2611 nt
Organism: Nelumbo nucifera (sacred lotus)
Lineage: Eukaryota; Viridiplantae; Streptophyta; Magnoliopsida; Proteales; Nelumbonaceae
Source: RefSeq, a predicted model, not a curated record
GCACUCACGCACCCACCAAAAAAAAAGGAGGUUCCCCGUUCCCGUAUUGGCCUCGCUUCCGUGUGCGAGCGCGUGGUAAGAGAAAUUACAGCCAGUUGUAGCUAUCCAGCUAAGCGUGGACUCGCCCAGCAAAAGCCACUGAUUCCUUUCUUUUAUCUCUCUUCCGGUUUUCCCCCUUUCUUGCUUUCUCUUCCGCAGUUAAGCCUCCUCCUCGGACCACCAUGCCUAUGCCCUCUCUCAAGAAGCCUCCAUCUCCUCUGCUUUGGUUGCCACACAAACUAUGACGUUACACCUCAGAUCUACUACACACAUCCACAACAAGCAUCAGAUCUGGAGUCCCACUGCUCGCCACGAUGGACUCCGAGCAGCGCCGGAAGCGAAAGCGCCUCCCCAUCAGACCCUCCUCCCCUUACUGCUCUCUAUGGCCCCUUGUUUUGUGUUUUUGUUGCUUUGUCUUCUUCGUUUUCGACGGCUUCUCCAUUCGCUCCGCUGCUUUCCGGCCUGUUCUCAUACCUUCCCCUCUAUCUUUUCUCUCUUUGUCUCCGACCAAUUCACUUCAAGAUUCUACCCCUCGAUUCCGUCAAUUCAAAAUAGAGGAUCGAGUCGUAUUCCCAGACCAUGUUUUGCUGCUUGUCUCCAGGAUUGGUACUAGUACUAGUAGUAGUAGUCAUACUCAUAGAAGCAGCAGUAGUAGCACUAGUAGUGUUAGGAGAAGCUCCUCUCUGCUGCGUCUGCAUCAGGACGGAGGAUUGCAUUGUGUCUACCAUCAUAUCUUGAAUUAUUCGGAUAACGUCGGCGGGAAGAGAAGCCAAAUCUCUGUUCCUGUGUUGUCGGUGGACAACUAUGAUGACUCACGAUCAAUUGUUCGGUGUCCGACUCCUCCGGCAAAUUAUUCAACUGCUGUCAAUUUGAAGAAGAAGGUGCAAGACAGAAAUGAUGACGAUAGGUACUUUUCACAGACGGAUCGGUCAGUUCACUCGUGGGAGACGCUGGUGUACGCUGCAGCUUUGGAUAGGAACUCAGCUGUUGUGUUUGUCAAAGGUUUGAAUCUUCGACCCGACAGGGCGUCGGAUCCAAGGCAAUUCAGUUGCCACUUCGGUUUGGGGGAUUUGGAUAAAGGAAGCAGGUUGUUUGCUUUUACCAGUAGGGCGGUUACCGCGGCUCAGGAAGUAAUUCGGUGCUCUCUCCCUCUUACCAUUCGAAAGAAUCCCGACAAAGCUCGGGGAAUUCGAGUCACCAUAGGUGUUGCCUCCCAUUCCAACGUCCAUGGCAACCACCGGGCCGCAUUGGGAGGUGGAGAUGGAAGCAAAGCUGCUACUCCUCUCGCUCCUUUGCCUUCGGUCGCUAAGAUUUUUGACUUUAACGACUCACAUGGCAAGAAGAAGAGAAGGGUGAAUAAUAAAAAUAAUAAUAAUAGAAAGAAGAAACAUGAGCUCUGCCUGUGUACCAUGGUCUGGAACCAAGCCUCAACACUUAGGGAGUGGAUUGUCUAUCACGCCUGGCUUGGGGUCGAGCGCUGGUUCAUCUAUGAUAACAACAGUGACGACAAUAUCAAGGAAGUGAUAGACGAACUCAAAAAAGGAAAUUAUAAUGUCAGCAGACACGCAUGGCCAUGGAUCAAGACCCAGGAGGCUGGAUUCUCCCACUGCGUUCUCAAGGCCAGGGAGGCAUGCGAGUGGAUUGGAUUCAUGGACGUUGAUGAAUUCUUCUACUUCCCCUUCCCCACUCCUCACCACCGCUCCAUGGGAUACCCAGGUCAGCACUCACUCCGAUCACUGGUUCAACGUUUCUCUUCUUCCAAGGUCAUUGGUGAGAUCAGGACAGCCUGCCACAGCUUUGGGCCAUCAGGAUUGAGCACACCCCCUUCCCAAGGAGUGACAGUGGGUUAUACCUGUCGGCUCCAAAGCCCCGAGAGGCACAAAUCCAUUAUCCGUCCAAAUGCUCUAGAUGAGACCCUACUCAAUGUGGUGCACCAUUUCCGGUUAAGAGCUGGGUACAGAUACCUAAACCUACCCCAAAGCACUGCUGUGAUAAACCACUAUAAGUAUCAGGUUUGGGAAGCCUUCAGAACCAAGUUCUUUCGAAGAGUUGCCACCUAUGUUGCAGACUGGCAAGAAAACCAGAAUGAGGGAUCCAAGGAUAGGGUACCUGGACUGGGUACCGAGGCCAUUGAACCACCCAAUUGGCCGCUCCAGUUUUGCGAGGUCUGGGACACAGGUCUCAGGGACUUUGUCAUGACUAACUUGGCUGAUCCUAUUUCUGGAUUGCUGCCAUGGGAGAGUUCUCUUGUGUAACAAAAAAUUCGUCGUCAUGCAACUUCUCUGCCUUUGUAACAUAUAAUCACCAACCAUUCUUUUCUUUUCAUUCUUUCACCUUUUGUCACUGUUUUUUUUUUUUUCAUUUGCCUGACGAAAUCAGAAGCCACAAACAGAGAAAGAGAGGUUUUACACUAUUGCAAUUCUGCAAGGAUACAUGAUUUAUCCUUCUUGUACUCCUAGAAUGAUUUUAUUUAUUGAUUCAUUUUCAAUUUCUAUUCUUCCUGUGGCACAUGAUCAAAUGGAAUUCAUUAUUUGGUCAGAUUCCACGGCCCAGAAGCUCAGCUACCAUUCAA